AUGGACUCCACCUCCACUUUUAGCAAGAGGAUUGCCCUCACCGGUUGCGACAACUGGCUCGGCUGCUGCACCGCAUGUCACCUCGCCCAAGAGCUUGAGAAGAAGUGCAAGGACGUUCAGCUUGUCUGCUUGACCCGCAAGCCCGAAAAGCUUGAGAGGCUCGGGAAGUACAAGAAUGUCCGUAUUGAGGAGGUCGAUUAUGACGACGAAAAGACCAUCGAGAAGGCCAUCCGAGGUGUCCGCUGCACUAUUCUCAUCGCAGAGAUGAACGAGCGUCGCGUCAAGCAAGCCAAUAACGUCCUCACGGCGAUGAAGAACCAGAGUGUCCGCUCCUGUAUGAUGAUCUCCGUCGAGGGCGCUGGCGAGUCGUCCCAUCUGAAGGAGCUUCAUUCGUUUGGCGAAAUUGAGAACACCGUCAAGGAGUGUUGUGAUGAGCACCUCAUCCUCCGCAAGAGCAUUCUCAACCAAUGCUUCCUCUUCUGGUCGCCGAUCGUACAGGAGAAAUGCGAGUUCCCUACCUUGACUACCAAGCAGUGUGAGAUGACCCCCCUCGACAUAUGCGAUCUCGUCUGCGCCGUCGAAAAGAUUGUGAUCGAUCACUGCCACGGCCAGCUCUCUGAGGACCUUGGCGGUUUCGAUCAUCACACAAACAAGACCUACACUUUGACCGGCCCUGAAAAGAUCAACUUCGAGCAGUUGGCCCGCGAGAUCGGAGAGAUCACUGGUGAAGAAAUCGAGGUGAAGGAGGUUUCUCGCGAGGAAUUGAAGCGUUACCUAGAGAAGCUCAAGCACCGCGAUCACUGGGAUGAGGAGAUUUAUGUCAUGCAGUGUCAGGAUCUUCUUGGCGGCUCUGUCCAUGUUGAGGGCGGCGACCAUCGCGGCGAUCAUGAUGGUGGGAACCCCCACUAUGCUCCCAAUGAGUCGACUACCAACCUGCUCCUCGACGAACUGGAGCUUAUCAAGAGAGGCGAGGCCAACUUUGUCUCUGGUGAUCUGGAGAAGAUUAUUGGCCAUCAAGGCAAGCUCAUCAAGGACUUUUUGCGUAAGGAGAAGAACGCCUUCAAACCCCAUCGUGACUGA
Messenger RNA from Gamsiella multidivaricata, 1080 nucleotides. RefSeq lists its product as uncharacterized. Bases 1 to 1080 code for a protein of 359 amino acids. Lineage: Eukaryota; Fungi; Mortierellomycota; Mortierellomycetes; Mortierellales; Mortierellaceae. The transcript is spliced from 2 exons. The record is from RefSeq and is a predicted model, not a curated record.